Molecule: messenger RNA, 2393 nt
Organism: Chelonus insularis
Lineage: Eukaryota; Metazoa; Arthropoda; Insecta; Hymenoptera; Braconidae
Product: ribonuclease H2 subunit B
Biological process (GO): RNA catabolic process
Cellular component (GO): ribonuclease H2 complex; nucleoplasm
Source: RefSeq, a predicted model, not a curated record
UAUAACUACAUAUAUGCGCACGCACAUGUUUAACAGUCUGAAUUUUCCCGCGUUUUUUAUCUCAUAUGAGCUCCCUGGUACCGGCAGAGAAGCAUACAAAGGUUUAUUUAUUCUCCCUCAGAGUUCGGUCGUAAUUCGGUCGGUGAAUUUUUUUUAUAUUCACUCUAUUCCAAUUUCAUUUUUCAUCAAAAAACAUUAAAAAUAUUUUAUCAAUAUUUUACGUGAUUAUUAAAUAUUCAAGUGUCUGAGAAAAUAAAAAGUUACUGCUGUUGAGUGGCUGAAAAUGUGGUUCUGGUAUAAUUGCCGCAAAUCGAGUAAUUUUUCACCUGAGAAUAAUAAUAUUUCAUAUUUGCAAUUACUGGUCAGUUGGACCUCUUAUCAAAAAUGGCUGACCUCUGAAUUUUUCUCAUAACUUAGAGGUGUCAAUUACGUAUAAAGAUUUUGAAUAGUAUUUUAUUUAAUAGAACAUUAGAUCAUAAAAAUUCUGCUCAUUAUGCCGAGGGUUAAAGGAUCACCAAAAAAAUGUGUCAAAUCCAACACACCAACUAAUUCAUGGGUUUUUCUGAUGAAAGGAGAUGGAAUAGAAGGUCCAGAUGGCAGUAUACCAGAUAUUGUAAAACUUAGACACCCAGCAUCUAAUCAACCAGCGAUGUUUCUUUUUAGUCCUGGAGAUGUAACAGUUCAAGAAGUUUUAACUGUUGAUGAAAAUAAAAGAUCUUGGUUCAUUGAUGAUAAUGUCAAAUCCGAUGGAAAAAUGCAUUUGUCAACGCCCAUUGAUCCUAUAUUUCUUGUUUUACCUUAUCUAAGAAAGUCACAAUAUGCUAUACCUAUGGAUCAGUUACUCAGAGAUGAAGAUUACCCAGAGAUUGAAAGAUUAGCUCGUUGUCAGAAUUUAAAACUUUCACUAGUUGCUGAUCGUCGUGGAGAUGAAUCGCUUCAAGCUUAUAAGUUUAAUGAAGAAAAGACGAUGUCUUGGCUGCAGAAAAAGGUUGAACGAGUUUCUGAAGUACUUAGACAAAAAGGAAUUUACGUCUCUCAAGGAGCUGUCAGUGCUACUUAUGUCAAGAGUAGUAAAAACGAAGGCGGAACUGACAGUGAAUAUUUACGAUACGCUCAUGGAAUCGUCUCAGAAUAUUUGAGUGAAGAUUUCAAAAAAUUGGCUCAGUUUCUUAAUUUACCCGAAGAAAUAGAAAAUAAUCCAAAGCGAAAACUUACUAGUCCAAAAGAUACAUCUGAUACCAAACGAGUUAAAAGUGAACAUAUGGAAUCUGAAAGUCCUCCAAAAAUGCGAGCAUUAGAUCUAACUAAAUCUGAAAAGCCACAAAAACAACCAACUAAGAAAGAACUUACUAGACAGAAAGCUGCAGCUGGAUCAAAAAGUAUUGCCAGUUAUUUGAAAAAAAAAUAAGUUAGAUAAUAAGACUGUUUGAAUGUUUUUAUUCGUGACAAUCGAUAAACCGAUUUUAUUGAUAUUUAUUAGUAAAUUACUUUGAACUGAAGGCAGCAACGAUCAUACGCAACUUAAAUAUUGUGAUGUUCUACUCUUAAACCGUAUUCUAAUCAUAAGUGAAAGUUUGCCAACUGGUUUUUGUGUAAAUAUUGUUCGUUACUUUAUUCAAAAACAACUUCAAUAUUUUGUACAGAAUUUUUUUUUAUCAUAUUACUGUCAGUGUCCUGCCAAAUUAAGCAUUCAAUUUCCAUAUUAUAUUAAUAUUAACGUUCUAUAAAAUAACUAAUUAAGGAAGUCUGAGUAUUUCGCAAUAAUCUCAAUUAAGAUGCUUCAAAUAAUGUACUUAGAAUGGUACUUAGGAUUGUCCAUUAUUUGUCUAAUGAUAAACAAAUUAAGACUUGGAAUAUUAUACUAUUAAUAUUGUUCAAUCUUUAUUAAUUACAUAAUUAUAUUAAAACAGUAAUAUAGAAAAAUUUCCGACAAUUUUUAUAGCUAUUCUGUUAUCAUUUUUUCUGAUGUUUCCGCAUCACGACAUUUGGCAUGUUGUAACUCCCUGCGGAUUUCUGGAGUAAUUGAAGGAUGAGAUUGUUUCCGUAAUAAGUCUAGUAAUGCUUCUUUUUGCUCUGAACUUAUAUCACUUUUGUAACGUUGCACAAACGUUAAGAAAGCCUGAUGCCAUAAAACUGGAAGCUCUCUGGUCUCUCUUUCAAAUCUGUAAUUAUAUGAAUUAUGUUUAAUCAUCUGCUACUUAUAUGAGUUUCACAUCAAAAUUUAUAGUGUAUUUUUAGUGUACUAUUCAAAUUCUUGAUAAAAAACAUCAAAGAUUAAACAUUGGGUUAAAAAUAAUUAACUGAAAUCGUUUUGUAGGAAACAUUUAUAGAAACAUACUUGAAAUAAAAGUGAAGUAUAACAGCAAGUUUUGCAAAAUGUCUAGGAAACAAAA